AGAAAUUAAUAUUAGCCAUUUAUAAGCAUAUAGUUAUUAUUAAUCCUCUCAAGAUUAUGGCCAAUUCAUCAUUCAUCUUCCUAUGUUUCAUUCUUCUCUUUAAUGGUUCAAUAUUAGUACAUGCAUUCAAAGGCACAUAUGGUGUAAAUUAUGGAAAAAUUUCAGACAACAUUCCAGCACCUGAAGAUGUGUUAAGACUUCUGAGGAUGAACAAGAUCAAGAACAUCAGAAUCUACGAUGCAGAUCCCAAAGUUCUGAGAGCCUUUAGUGGUUCUGAAAUAGAAAUCUCAGUUUGUCUUCCCAACGAAUUACUAAAAGACGUUAGCUUAAACGGAUCAAUCGCUCUGGAAUGGAUACAAGUUAACCUACAACCAUACCUCCCCGGUACCUCUAUCAGAGGUAUCGCGGUUGGAAAUGAGAUACUAGGUGGUGAUACAAGCAUAUCGGAAGCAUUAUUCCCGGCGGUUAGAAGUGUGUACCGGGCGCUGAGGAGGUUGCACUUGGACGAUACGAUUGAGGUUUCGACCCCGCAUUCUGAGGCAGUUUUUAGUAGCACAUAUCCCCCUUCAAAUGGUACAUUUAAAGAGAGUAUGAUGCCCUAUUUAGGACCAUUAUUACAUUUUUUCAAUAGAGUUGGCUCACCUUUUUACAUAAAUGCAUAUCCAUUUUUGGCCUAUAAAUUUGACCCUUCUCAUAUUGACAUAAACUAUGCCUUAUUUGAACCAAAUAAAGGGAUUGUUGAUCCUAAGACAAAGUUGCAUUAUGACAACAUGUUUGAUGCAAUGGUUGAUGCAACCUAUGUAGCAUUGGAGAAAUUAGGGUAUACGAAAAUGCAAGUUAUCGUGUCGGAGACCGGUUGGGCAUCCAAAGGAGACGAUAAUGAACCAGGUGCCAACCCUAAGAACGCCAAAACGUAUAAUUUUCAUUUGCAUAAAAGGUUAAUGAAGAAGAAAGGUACACCGUAUAGGCCAAAAAUGGUGGCUAAAGGUUAUGUUUUUGCAUUGUUUAAUGAAAAUUUGAAACCUGGCCCAACUUCUGAGAGAAACUUUGGAUUAUUUAAAGCUGAUGGAAGUAUUGCUUAUGAUAUUGGAUUUAAAGGACUUGUGCCUUCUUCUGCAUCAUCAAAGGAUUUUGUACUUCAAGGACGGUUUUGGAGUUCUCAAUCGUUUAUUAUUGUGGCAUGUGCUAUAAUUCUGCUUCUUUUUAUAUAAUUAUGACUUUCAAGAUACAUUUGUGAAUUGAUCCACAUAUUCUUAGUUAUUAUUUUUAAACAUUGGAAGAAAUUGUUGUCCUCAAUUUGUAUAAAAUAGUUGCAU
Messenger RNA from Solanum dulcamara, 1316 nucleotides. Its product is annotated as glucan endo-1,3-beta-glucosidase 14-like. Gene Ontology annotation, cellular component: plasma membrane. Lineage: Eukaryota; Viridiplantae; Streptophyta; Magnoliopsida; Solanales; Solanaceae. The record is from RefSeq and is a predicted model, not a curated record. Gene Ontology annotation, molecular function: hydrolase activity, hydrolyzing O-glycosyl compounds. Gene Ontology annotation, biological process: carbohydrate metabolic process. Bases 57 to 1211 code for a protein of 384 amino acids. The transcript is spliced from 3 exons.